Messenger RNA from Meira miltonrushii, 1270 nucleotides. RefSeq names its product putative NADH-ubiquinone oxidoreductase 23 kDa subunit precursor. Gene Ontology annotation, molecular function: NADH dehydrogenase activity; 4 iron, 4 sulfur cluster binding. Gene Ontology annotation, biological process: mitochondrial electron transport, NADH to ubiquinone; mitochondrial respiratory chain complex I assembly. NCBI's taxonomy places the organism in Eukaryota, Fungi, Basidiomycota, Exobasidiomycetes, Exobasidiales, Brachybasidiaceae. The record is from RefSeq and is a predicted model, not a curated record. Gene Ontology annotation, cellular component: membrane. The transcript has a single exon. The coding region runs from base 250 to 1068 and encodes 272 amino acids.
AGACGCGCUCUCUCAUUGGCUCAUCAUUGAUUUGUUUUUGCCUUUGCUAGGGCUUUAGCCGAUUACAAACAGCCUAACCGAUUGGCCACUGUACGCCUGCGCGUAAGAGUUAGAGAGCCAACAAAACAGCGAAGAGCUUCCACUCACACUUUGUUCUACAGAUUAACAAUCCUCCCGCCACCACCAACCUAUCAGGUCAUCCAAAUCAGUACUUUGGCUCCCCACAGCUGCCAUUGCAUUCCAUUCACAAUGGCUUCUAUGGCAAGUAAUAGCGGAAGGAUGAUGAUGAGAACAUCAUUGGCAAGGCAAUAUGCCAACGUUGGACCAAGUUCAAUGGCAGUUCGUUCAUUGAUGAUGGGAAGAUCUUUGGCCGGUGUCAAUACCUCAUCAUCCUCAGCAAUAACUCGUAUGUUAUCAACAACAUCAGCAAAAUCAGCACAACCAGUCGGACCUACACAAUUAAGUGAAGGUCUACCAAAGACGACAAUCUACUAUCCACCCUCAGAUGCUCAAAGCGCUCAAGCAAGCAGUGCUUUGAACCCCGAAGACAUGACACCUUAUCCUGAUUACUCAAAAGGACCAUCAGCAAUUCAAAAAGCUGCAAGCUUGUUCUUCUUUACCGAAAUCUUCCGAGGAAUGUGGAUCAUUUUGGAAAACUUUUUCCGUCCACCUUACACGAUCAUGUAUCCGUUCGAAAAAGGACCUUUAAGUCCUAGAUUCCGCGGUGAACAUGCUUUACGUAGAUACCCAACCGGAGAGGAAAGAUGUAUCGCAUGCAAAUUGUGCGAAGCUAUUUGCCCUGCACAAGCAAUCACGAUUGAAUCUGAACCAAGAGAAGAUGGAGCCCGUCGUACAACACGUUAUGAUAUCGAUAUGACAAAGUGCAUUUACUGUGGUUACUGUCAAGAGGCUUGCCCUGUUGAUGCAAUUGUUGAAACACAAAAUGCAGAAUUCAGUACUGAAUGGCGUGAGGAGUUAUUGUACAACAAGGAGAAGCUAUUGGCAAACGGUGACAAAUACGAAGCAGAAUACGCCUCCAACCUACAGCAAGACCACUUGUACCGCUAACUCUAACUUCUUUCUUUAAUUGAAUCAUUUCCGAUGAGAGAAAAGCGCAAAUGCGGCUUGUUGUUUGAAUGCAUCAUUGACGAUAUGACAACUGACUUAAUUAUUUGAAUGGGGCAUUCACGAUGAUAAGAUAAAUGCAAAAGUGGUGAUUUGAAUUGGUAAUGUAAAUGUGUGAUGCUACAAUAAAAUACAAGCGGAAGAA